Procambarus clarkii (red swamp crayfish) is the source of this 5256-nucleotide messenger RNA. RefSeq lists its product as uncharacterized. The record is from RefSeq and is a predicted model, not a curated record. Lineage: Eukaryota; Metazoa; Arthropoda; Malacostraca; Decapoda; Cambaridae.
GUGUUGACGUAUAAUCCACUGGCUGUGGAUUAUAAUGUUGUAUUGACAAAGUUUAAGAAAUGAGAACUUAAAUGUUUGUGUGUGUGUGUUGACAGGGUAUUAAAGGGUACGGGGAGUGUGUUGUGUACAGAGGAAGGUGUUUGUAAUGACUCACUCACAGCACUGAAGCUGUUUACAUUCCUGACAUAACAUCUGAAAUGGAAGAAAAUGGAGUAGCUAAAGGAAACCAUCCCUCAAUCUCAGAUAAGAGUAUUCAUACUAUUAGUGUUGAUAAAGACUCCUCACAAGUUUCACCAAUAUCAAAUCCUCCUGUAUACCUGCCCUCACAAGAUGCUGGAAUUAUGAGCAGUGAAAGCAAAACCGUGCAGGAGGAAGGGCAAUAUGUGAGGCGGCGGCAUGCUGGGCAACAGGAAAAGGAGCAAAUUGCAGAAGUAUGUAACAGUAAUGAUGCUAGAUUAGAUUUGCUUGAUGAUCAGUCUCACACUCAGAGCAAGGAAAAAUCUUGUAUAGAAGAAAGAGAAGAGGUUGAAGAUACUGGUUGUCCAUCAGAUGUAUGUUUGAUUAAGAGCAGCAGAAAAGAAGAGGCAGAAAGGGAUGAAGUAAAAGAAAUUACUGAUGUGGCUGAUAAGGAAGGAAUUUCAGUUACUGAUAUUGUCAGUAAUUCAAGCAGUGCAGAAUAUGUUACGCACACUCUCUCCUUCCCACUUACUAGUAAAAGCAAUGACAGAGAGUCAGUGUGUGACACUGAGUCAGAAUCUCAGUUAUCAAUAAGCCUGGUGUCAAGUUCGGACUUGUCUGGUGGAAAGGUCAAGAACAAAACUAAGAAGCAUAAAACACCUAAAUAUGGUAAGGAUGGGAGGAACUCCGAUUCAUCUGUGUCUUCAAAGAAAAAAGGAACUAGUAACAAAACUCGUAUUAAAUCCAAGUUCGCUCCUGGUAGUUUAGAAUAUAUAGAAGAGAGAUUAUGUGGACGUAUAUUUUCUGGCUGGGUAGAAGAACGAAGGUGGGUUGAAAGUUUGCGUUCCUACCGGGAUGUAAUAGAAGUGGACGAAUGGGAAAUAGAAAUGAACCAGCAACUUAAGGCCAUCAUCAGUAGCAUCCCUGGUGUGUAUGAAGGAACCAAGUGGAUAAAUUUAACUCCUCCUGGGGAGAAUUCAUCAUCCUACUGUUUGUGGAUCUUGUUGCCAGCGCCUCCAAUUCCUGGUCACUACUGGUACACAGUCACAGGAGUGCAGCUUGAGCCACUGUUUGGCCUUAGAAUUUUAGUAAAAGAAAUUAGGUUAAUUCAUCCACACGAUGGAGAGACAGCUAUAGCUCGACAAAAACGACACCAAAAGGUUACUCUGGGUAAUUCCAACAGUCUUCAAACUGUUGGAGAACAGCUCCUGGAAUAUGUGAAACAAGUUCGUCAGUUGAACCUGUCUGACAUUUGCUCUUCACUUAGCUCAACAAUUACUCUUGGUAAUAUAAAAGAAAUAUUCAGGUUCUUCAUUGUACUGGUUAUGACGUUGGUAAUUGGUCUUUUUUCCUUUUGGAAAGAAGCUCACAAUCUUGGACUACGUUUCAUCCGUGAAGCAGGCAUCUUUUUCCAUCAUAUCACUCCAUUUCUACAGUCUGUACUAUCUUUUGUAGAGAAACUAGUUGGUGGUAUGUACCUGUUGAUAGCCAUGGUAUACCGUGAUUGGCGGCGGCCAAGUGCACCGCCACCACCAUACCCCCCAGGAAGCCAGUCACCUCGCUUGUUUAUUCAGGGUCCAAGUCCUGCGAGUGCAGUUCCUCCCGGUGGAUCAAGGUUGGUAAAAUAUGUGCCUCCAGAACAAUGGGUCUUUAGAAACCAAAACAAUGAAUCAUCUCCAAGGUGAAAUUAUUCAUACUCACCACCAUGUCAAUGUUAAUACCAAGCUGUGUUCCUUAAUGCAAUUUUUCCCUAUACCUUUACUUGCCUUAUUGAAGGUAGGCUGUGAAAAAUGUCUUUUAUUUGGUGAGGUUUCGCUGCACAGUAUGAUACUUGUACUGUUCUAUUAAUAUUUGUAUGUAUUUCGCUAUUUAAGCAUAUACUAUCCUUAUUUCAGUGUUUAUUUAAGUGUCUGAAUGAUUUAGUGUUAUGCUCUUAUUCAUGUGGGUAAUGUUCACAUGUAAAAGUUAUGUAAUUUAUUAUAUAUCCAUAGAGGGUAGCUUUUCAACCUGAUGAACAAGUUGUGCCUUUAACUAAAUAUUGAUACAAACUUUACUAUGAACACAAUACUUAGUACUAGUCACCUGGUUUGUGUAGGGAUUUUGUGGUUUAUAAAGCAAGUUGUAAUUUGCAAGCUUUUCUUAUCCACUAAGUGUGUGUGUGUUUGUGCUAGUUUAUUGUAUUCUAUCGUACCAUUUUAUUAUCUUCCUGGUCAUACAUUAUACUGUACAUUGAAUGGCUUGGUGAUUGUUUGGCAUUUUUACUUGUACUUGCAAAUUAAGGUCAUAAUAUCACUAUCGUCCGGCGGCGACGUAGUUUGCAUCCAUUAAUAAUCUUAUGGAUGUCCAGCGGGAUCAAAUUUUGCGUCUGAAAUUAAAAUAUUUGUUAAAAUUCCAUUUAUUUUUCAAUUAUAAUGGGACUAGUUUUAAAAUGCGUGCCUUUAGAUUGCAAACAAUUUGAUACCUCAAUGAACGACGUAGCACGGCAAUUGAGGUCAGAACACUAGAAAGAUUAUAUACUUGUUUGGUGAUGUGUCCAAAAAUAUAAUAUUUGUUAAAAUUCCAUUUAUUGUUCGAUUAUUAUGGGACUUGUUUUAAAUUGUGCGCCUUUAUAUUGUGAACAAUUUGAUAUCAAAAUGAACGACGUAACUUGAAAAUUGAUGUUAUCAAACUGAAAAGAGUAAACACAUUUGUGUGAAAGUGUGCCAAUGGGUGCUCGCUCACGGGUAACGGUCGGCCAUCUUUCGGCUUUGCUGCGGGUUGGGCACACGGGGCUUUUAGACUUUAUAUGCAUAUAUUCCUGUAGGGAAUUCUAUUGCAAACAAAUUGAUACCAAAAUGAAAGUCGUAGCACGAGAAUUGAGGUGACAAAAGUGAAGAUAGUAUACACAUUUUAUUGCUCUUGCACGCUCACGGGUAACGCUUGGCCAAUUUCUGAGUUUGGUGCAGGUGGCAUGCUGGGCUUUUGGACCUUAUAUGCAUAUACUCGUGUGAACAUUUUGAUACCAAAAUGAACAAUGUACAACGAAAAUUGAGGUGAUACAACUGAAAAAGAGUAUACACUUUUCAAUGUUGCUGCGCGCUCACAGGAAACACUCAGGCCACCAUGGGGUAGUCUGGCGCGUGCACGCCCAGAACGCAAAAGUGAUAUAGUGAUACUUGUCUCUUUAAUUAUGUGCAUUACUCUGCAGUAAUGCUAUCUAACUACUUUGCUAUACAAAGUAAAUAAGAAGUACUAUAAUACUAUUGUUGGAAAUUGAUUUUGAGGUUUUAGUGAAAAUACAGUCGAUUCCCAAUGCUAUGUGGCUUUAAACAUAGUAAUUUCAGUAUUCUGUUAAAAAAAAAAAAACAAUAUUAUUACCCCACUCCACUUUCAUGGGAUGGGAAGGCAUCACCUCUUAAGGUAACUAUAGUAUAUUUUAUUAUACAAAUUGGAAAAGUACUUUGCAGAGACCUCCCAAAUUAUUUUUGCCACUCGAUAAAACAUCUUUUUGAACAUUAUGAAAUUUUCCAGUCACAAGCACAGUGCAGAAUAAGUGCAAUAUACUUGGAAGGUGCCACAAUGAGAAAGUAUGGUCCAAAACAUUUGUAAAACAUGAAAUGCAGGUGUAGGAACCUAACCUACAGCUAACAAUGUGGUAAACCCCCGGACUAUUCUCUAAUCUGUUUUUAACCCCGAAUUCUGUGAUAAAUGGGAUAGUACCAGAAACCUUGUACUGAACUGUAAAUGCAAAAUUGUGUUUACUGAUUCACUGCAAAGUGUGGGCCACCUGUAUCUUGCAUCACAACACCACAGAGAGAGCAGUGCUACAUUUAGCAUAUCAUCCACAGUAGCAUCCAAUUGCUCCAUACAAAUAGUUUAGUGCUGCUUAUGAAUUGUGGUGUUUAUUCAACACCACAUAAACAUGCACCCAUACUUUAUCAUUCAUGAACUAAAUAUUCCUAGAAAAGUACAGUACAGUAUACACCCUGACAUAUUAAAAUUUAUUUUGUAGUCUUGUAAAUAGAUCACUCAAUUCUUUUGCUCAUAUUGACCCAGCCCCUCAAAUUAAAAUAAGAAUUGAAACGAUUUGGUUGAAUAUAAGUACAGUACUUGGACCACCAUGACAAUCUACAAGUGUAUGAGAGCAGCCUGGGGGUGGCGACCAAAUAAAAUCUUAAUUUUUCAUCGGGUAAAAACAAAUUAAAACAUAGGAUCUUUGUAAAUGUUCUCGGUGGCUUUACUGUAUCCAAACCUUCUCCUCCUUGGCCAGUUUUUCAAUGAAAUUCGUCAUUAACAUGAUAAAAAGCAGUAUUUAAUGAUAUAUAUUUUUUUUUUUAACAUGACACUAUACCUUGUGGUUAUCUGCGAUGAUUUCGGGGCUCAACGUCCCCGUCCAGGCUUCCUAUUACAGGGUAUAUACUUAAUGUUUUUUUUUUUCUAACUUCUUGGUUGUGGAUUUCAUCUUUUUUUCCCACAAGGUUAAUUUGUUAAGCAGUACUAUAUUCUGUAGCACCUAGAAAAAUGCAUCUUUACAUAGCAUUGAGAGUCGACUUUCCAUAUUUAGAGUAUUGGGAAACACAAAUAAGUGUCUUCACAUUGUGUGUUAAUCUGUGAAUUUGUGAUCACUGCAGUGCCUAAACAUUAAGUGAUGGUUUUACCUUUAUGUAUAGGCAUUUCCAAGGUGUUGGUGCAUUGGGCAUAAGGUAAUGUCAGUUGACUGCACCCCAAAUACAUAAUACUUUUUUAAGACUUCUCAGUGUCUUAUGUGUAAAGUUAUUUGUAGCAUUUUUAAAAGGAGUCCUUUUCUAAGUCAGUUUCAGAACUGUUCAAAGGGCAAUUCUGGAUUAUCAAAGAUUUUUAUGAUUUUCUUGUUUAUAUGCUCUGAAAGUGAUAGGACCAUUCUUUUAAAUAUGACUGAUUCUUUUAAAUAUAAGACUGGUCUGUGUGAUUUUUAGGCUAAUACUACUUAGGUCAGUGCACAGAACAUUCUCAGUCUUCGCAGAGUUGUUAAGUCAGGUGUUGAUAUGGAGCUGUAUCUAAUUUGUAAUAUUCUUUCAUAAUUUGUUAAUAUAACAAUAUAAAACACAAGUCAAUAAGUCA